Triticum aestivum (bread wheat) is the source of this 1347-nucleotide messenger RNA. RefSeq names its product pre-mRNA cleavage factor Im 25 kDa subunit 1. The coding region runs from base 154 to 891 and encodes 245 amino acids. The transcript has 7 exons. Gene Ontology annotation, molecular function: mRNA binding. The record is from RefSeq and is a predicted model, not a curated record. NCBI's taxonomy places the organism in Eukaryota, Viridiplantae, Streptophyta, Magnoliopsida, Poales, Poaceae. Gene Ontology annotation, biological process: mRNA 3'-end processing. Gene Ontology annotation, cellular component: mRNA cleavage factor complex.
UCGCCACGUUCCCGAGUCUCCCGACCUCUCUACUUCCCCUCGCCUUCCUUCUUCCCCGGACGGGCCAGAAGAGAGCACCAGACCCAAAAUCCAGGGAUCGUACCGGCGUGUAGGCGGCCGCGCUUGCUUCACUGCGUUGCCGAGCGAGUGGACAUGGGGCUGGAGAUGGCGCCGGUGGAAGCGGAGAGAUCGCCGGAGCAGCCGGAGCUGCAGAUUUACCCGCUGUGCCGCUACUACUUCGGCGCCAGGGACGCCCGGCCAUGCGCCGGCGAGACUGCCGCCGACCGCGCUCUCCGCCUCAAGGCCAACUUCGCCGCUCGCGGGCUCCGGACCAGGGGCGGACCUACGUAUACCCAACCGGUGUCACAGGACACCGGCAUUGCACUGGGACACCGGGACAAUUUUGUCCUAGGUCCGCCCCUGCUCCGGACCUGCGUCCAUGGCGUCCUGCUGGUCGAGCUGUCGGGUCACCCGCACGUGCUGCUCCUGCAAGUCAGGAACUCCUCCUUCCUCCUCCCGGGCGGCCGCCUCAGGCCUGCCGAGCAAGAUGUCCAAGGCCUGAAACGCAAGCUUUCCAGCAAGCUAGCCGCUGCGGAUCCAAACGGCGACCACCACUGGCAGAUCGGGGAGUGCAUUGGCAUGUGGUGGAGAUCAGAAUUCGAGGCCAGGCCAGUUCCAUAUCCGCCUCCAAGCACUCGUGCACCCAAGGAAUGCGUGAAGCUGUUCUUGGUUAGGCUGCCCAUGGCUCGCCAGUUCGUCGUGCCGAGGAACCUCAAGCUCCUAGCCGUGCCUCUGUCCCAGAUUCACGACAAUGCUCAGGUGUAUGGCCCAAUCAUAUCUGGAAUUCCGAAUCUGCUCUCCAAGUUCUCCUUCAACGUUGUAAGGAACUGAGAAGGUGCUUUGUGUCGGGGUUUUUUGUACAAGGGGCUGCAUUUUUGGUUAAUAGCCAUAGAACAAUAUACAGAACACGGACUGUCAGAUAAGACUAUGUACACGCCAGCUGCAGCUAGUUCAGCCCGUCUCCGGUCGGACGUGGCGAUGGUGGCACAAGGACAUUCGUAGCUUCUUAAGGCGUUGUUGCGGAAAAGGUUGAUUUAGUCUGAGGACUGCUACACACACGAUGGAUUGUGGCCGAUCUGUGGACGACAAGCUAUAGCAGCCAUCGAUCAGUUGAGUUCACGUGGGCCGCAGCCAUCGAUCAUCAGGUCGUCUGAGAAUUGUCCAGCGCAUUGUCGUCUGCAUAGUGAUUUCGUUUAGUCUAGGUGUUAUUUUCAUAUCUUGUAAUGGUUCGCCUGUGGUUGCCUUGUUUUAUACUUUGCUUCAUAAUUAAUAAAAAAGUUGGAGCUA